AUGAGCAGCAGUCUUCUCGUCCUUGGCGACGCGGCUGUGCACGAGAUUCUCAUCUCCCUCUCCAAGGACGAAAUCUACCGUGUCCGUGAUUACCUGGCCAAAGCGCUCGAGGACUUCUCCACGCCCGAAGAGCGCCGGAUCGCGCCGGACUCGGUCGUCGUCACACGACCACAUGCAAAGACGUUAUUUCGGCCUUUCACGUCAAGCGAGAACGUGGGGAUCAAGAUCAUCGUCGACCCCUCCGCGGGGAGCGAGGCGCUGGGGGCGGUGGAGACAGCGAAGUCGUCGUCCGGAAAGGGUAGCAAUGCGACCUUGCACGGGCUCCUGGCACUAUGCGACAAGCACGGCGUGCCCGUCGGGAUCAUUAACGCCGACGAAAUCACCGCGUAUCGCACGUCGCUCUCCGUGAUGAUCCCCUACGUGUGGCGGGCGCGGACGGCACGCAUCGUCGUCUUCGGCGCCGGCAAACAGGCACUCUGGCACUUGCGGCUCGCGCUGGCGCUGAGGGGUGACGAGAUCGCACAGAUCGCCAUUGUCAACCGGUCCGCAGAAAGGGCCGAGUCGCUCGUCACCCAGCUGCAACACGAGAACGACGCGCGCUGGAAGUCGCCGGCCAAGAUGACCUGUAUUUCACCAACUACACCAAACUACGAACAGAGGUUAGAAGGUCUGCUGGCCGAAGCGGACGUCGUGUUUUGCACCACCCCUUCCGCAAAGCUGUUGUUUCCAGCGCGGUAUCUGAAAGCACAGCUCAGCAGCAGCAGCACAGGGUGUUACGUGUCGAGCGUUGGUUCGUGGCAACCCGACAUGAUCGAGCUGGACCCGCAACUACUGCGCGACGCGGUCGACUCGAGUCGCGGAAAACACCCUCUCGGCCAGAGCGGUGGACUCGUUCUCGUCGACGACCGCAAUGAAUGCUUGAAAAGCUCUGGGGAAGUCAUCGGUAGCCAGCUCCAGGCAGAGCACCUCAUCGAGGCGGGCGAGAUGCUGUCCUGGGCGCGCAGUUCCUCGUCAUCGUCGUCUUCUUUUCCGACAAUCAAGAGUCCCCACGAAUGGCUAUCCAACGGCUUCGUGGUUUACAAGAGUAUUGGCGUGAGUUCGACCGAUCUUGCCGCCGGCAUGGCCAUUUUGGCCCUGGCCAGGGAACGGGGAAGCGGUGUGUCAGUCGCGGAUUUUUAA
Molecule: messenger RNA, 1179 nt
Organism: Fonsecaea nubica
Lineage: Eukaryota; Fungi; Ascomycota; Eurotiomycetes; Chaetothyriales; Herpotrichiellaceae
Exons: 1
Coding region: 1-1179 (392 amino acids)
Cellular component (GO): cytoplasm
Source: RefSeq, a predicted model, not a curated record